GAACGCAAUUUCAAACUUGGCGGAGUGUCAUUGACGCCUUGUUGUCAAACUGACACGAUUUCGCCAAGAUGAUGCGGAAAUCUAAUUUAGGAACAGGGAGUGUGCAGCGGCCAGGUGCCCUGAAACCUCGAAAUACAGACAAUACUCCUAAUAACAGAUGGAGUUCAGGACAGCAGACAAGGAAAUCAUACCUUCCCAAAGCCUCACAGCCGGACAGUGCCAAGAGACUAGCCAGCAGAAGUAAACGCAUCAGUGCUGAAGGAAUCAGCAGACUCUCCAUAGCUUCAGGAAGGUUUACCCCCACUCGCAACAAUGCCAUGUCCUCGAACACAUUGGCUCCUCCUCCAAGUGUCAGCAGACUGUCAAUGGAUUCGGUUCGUAACUCGAGCAUGGGAGGGAAAGUGAGGAAGGAGAUCCGCCCCAUCACAGACUCCAAUUUCAAGAGUCAGUGUGUGGACAAAAUUCUGGACUUCCUUGUCAGUAGGGGCUAUGAACACCAGCUUCAGCGAAGGACACUUCUCACGCCAUCCACAAAAGAUUUUGCAAAUAUAUUCAAUUUUAUAUACAGGCACCUCGAUGGUCAAUACAAUUUGCCAAAUAGAUUUGAGGAGGAAAUUCCUCGCCUGUUAAAGCUUUUGAAAUAUCCAGUGCAGAUGUCAAAAUCAUCCUUCAUUACAGUUGGGUCUCCCCACACAUGGCCCUCCGUUCUGGCUAUGCUGGCAUGGUUGGUUGAUGUGGUGAAUAUGUAUGACUACAUGAACCCAAUGCCCAUUGCCUUUCCAAGUGAUUUUGACAGCGACAUCAAUCUUGCCAAGUCUAGGUUUACUACACUGGUCGAACUUGCCAACUGUGAUGAUGACACAGAAAAAUUUGAGGCUCAGUUAGAGGAGUACAGGCAUUUACUAGAGCAAGCACAAGGUGUGAGGGCACAGGAUCUUUUGCAAAUUCAGGAGGAAGAUGAAAGGGUUGAAGACAUGGUGAACAACCUGAGCAAUGGACCAGAAAGACUACAGCAGUUACAUCAUCAAUACACUCAGCUUGUAGAUGAUAGUGAAAAAAUGUCAGAUUACUGCAGAGAGCUGCAGGUACAUAUUUCUGCAAAGGAUGGUGAUCGAUCACAGUUGGAAUCAAAACUGGCUGAACUAAGAUCUAUUAAAAUGCAGGUUUUUGAGGAAGUUUCUCGGUUGGAAACUCUGAAGGAACAGCAGGCUUUGAAUGUAGGGGAGUUGGCAAGAUUUAAGAACCAUGCAAAUGAUGUGGCUACCAUUAUCUCACAGCUCCAAGCCCAGGGCAAGGACCAAGAUUCUCAGGUAUGGUCACUAGAGAUGGAAUUGGGCAAAGCUCAGUCAAAUCUCUGUGAAAGUAUAUGUGCCUAUAACAAACUGGUCCACCAGCUGGACCUUCCUGAAGAAUAUGAAAUUUCUUCAGCUGAUGUAGCUGAGAAUAUCCACCACUGGCAGACUACACUACUUGAUGAGCUGCGGAGUAAGAAGAAGGAAGCAAAACAUGGCAUGUAUGAGGCACAGAACCAGCUAAUCCGAAAGGAGGAGGAAAUUAGUAUGGUUAAUGAGAUGCUGCUUGACAAAAAAGACCAAAUGACAAAGCUUGAGAACAAGUUGCGAAGAUUGGAAGAUGAUGUUGUAAUGACAAAGAAUGAAAUUGCUACUGAGGAGAAGGAGAUGCAGGCUGAGAGUGAUCGGUUACACCAGCAAAACCUGGAGGCACGGAAGACACACAAAGUUUCCCUCUAUCAGAAGCAGUGUGCAAUAGAGCAAGCCAAGGAGGAGUCAGAGAAUUUCAAGACCAGUAGCAAGGAACGUAUGCGUUCUGGUGCAGAGUUCCUAGUCCGCGUGUGCCAUGCAUCCCUGGAGCACCUGGAGUGGCAGCAGAAGGAAGCCCUAAAGCACAAGAUCACUGUGGAGAAUGUGACAAGAAAACUUGUGGAAUCUUCACUUACUGAAAACAGAGACUAAGAGGGAGAAAAAAUGCUGACCCUGUGCCUAGAAUCUUAUUUUAUUUUUUGUAAUGUAUUUAGGUUGGCCUGUCAAGGAAUACUUGUUUGCAUAAGAACUUUGUCUUUAUCUUUGUUGUCUUUGCCCAAAUUUUAAGCUUAAGGGUAUGGCAAGAUAUUUUGCAGAACUGCAUAUAUGAAAAGAUGUAUGUGAUUCCCCCUACCUGUUCUAUACAAAAGGAUUUCUUUAUUCUUGUAUAUCUGUCUCAUUACUGGUCAUUACUGUAUCCUUGGUAUGGCUGUGUGUACAGUUUCAUUUCUUUCAUCUUCUGUAAUUUCAUUUUUUACAUUUCAUCUGAUUUUGGGCAUUAUUGGGAAUAUAUUUAGAGUACUGUAUAGGAAUUUAGGCUUAAAUAUGCUCUUGCAGUCUACUAAAAGUGUCACUUAUUUACACCAGUGAUUUUCUUUUUCUUUUUUUUUUAUAGCAUAGGAUCAAAAUUGUUGGGUAAAAGUAUAUAUUCAAGGUUUCAAAACUGUUACCUUCAUUUUAAUUGUUUCAUUAUUAUUAACUUGUUUAUUUUAUUUUUUUUUAUUUUUUUUGAUUGUCAGGAAAAAAGUAUGUAGUCAGUUUUUCAAAACUAAUACCUUCAUAUCAAAGAGCUAGCAUAUUAUCUUAUUUUUUUAUGGAGUAUUGAUAUUCUUUCUAUGUAGGGAGUCCAUACUGUAUGAUAAGAGAAAUUAUAUUGUAAUGAAAUAUAUUUUGAUAUUAGACCUAGGGUUGGCAGAUUUAAAUUGGUAAUUUAAAUCAACAUUUAUAUCAAAGGAUUAAAAAAAAUCAUUGAUUUAAAUGAAAAUUUACUUCUGCCCAAAGUAACAUGGAAUUUAAAGGAAAAAUAUGAAAAUAAACACAUAAUUACA
Penaeus indicus is the source of this 2869-nucleotide messenger RNA. RefSeq names its product kinetochore protein NDC80 homolog. The transcript has 13 exons. The coding region runs from base 69 to 1973 and encodes 634 amino acids. The record is from RefSeq and is a predicted model, not a curated record. Lineage: Eukaryota; Metazoa; Arthropoda; Malacostraca; Decapoda; Penaeidae. Gene Ontology annotation, cellular component: Ndc80 complex. Gene Ontology annotation, biological process: attachment of mitotic spindle microtubules to kinetochore.